This is a messenger RNA of Drosophila eugracilis, 1896 nucleotides long. It is a transcript of the gene ais, whose product is annotated as probable ATP-dependent RNA helicase DDX52. NCBI's taxonomy places the organism in Eukaryota, Metazoa, Arthropoda, Insecta, Diptera, Drosophilidae. The transcript is spliced from 3 exons. Bases 47 to 1801 code for a protein of 584 amino acids. Gene Ontology annotation, molecular function: nucleic acid binding; ATP binding; RNA helicase activity. Gene Ontology annotation, biological process: maturation of SSU-rRNA. The record is from RefSeq and is a predicted model, not a curated record.
CCUGUGACCAAAUCAAAACAAUUGCACGUGCGUUGUUUGUAGAAAAAUGGAUGAGCAUGAUAUAUUUAAACUGCUGACGGCGGGUGUGCGCUUCACCAAGAAAUCGAAGAAGGAAACCCCAACGCAACCACAACCGCAGCCCCCGAUUUCUAAACCAGACGGGCCGGUAAAGAGUGAACAAUCGGAGGAGGAUGACGAAGACACAACAGAAUUCCGAUUGCUGGAAGGAGGAUCUAGCAGCCAAGCCAAACGCAAGAAGCCGAAAUCAGAAAAGGCACUCUCUCCUAAGGAAAUAGAGCUUCAAAGAGCUGCUGAGGAAGCAAAUGAGACCAGGAAGCGGCAUGGUAUUAGUGUGCUUGGCAAAAGGGUUCCGCCACCAGUGGCCAGUUUCGAGGCUCUGACCAGAGACUUUAAGCUGUUGCCUCGCCUUCAGCAGAACCUUCAAGCCCGCAACUUCGACCGGCCUACGCCCAUUCAGAUGCAGGCUCUGCCCGUGCUCCUCCAGAGGCGAGCGCUAAUGGCUUGUGCGCCCACUGGAUCUGGUAAAACGCUGGCAUUUCUCACGCCAAUCAUCGAUGGAUUAAGGGCACAUAAAACUAGCGGCCUGAGAGCCUUAGUCUUGGCCCCCACUCGCGAAUUAGCACAGCAAAUCUACCGCGAGUGUGCAGAACUCACACGCGAAACGGGGCUGCGCACCCAUUUCAUCAGCAAGGUGAGCGAAGCAAAGCAAAAGCACGGUACCGAGUGCAAACAGCGCUACGACAUAUUGGUCUCUACCCCAAACCGCGUGAGAUUCCUCCUGCAGCAAGAGCCACCAUUACUGAAUUUGUCACUUGUUGAAUGGUUUGUUCUGGACGAGGCAGAUCGUUUAAUGGAGGAGGGUCAAAACAACUUCAAGGAGCAGCUGGAUGACAUAUACGCCGCCUGUUCACAUCCGACCAAGUGCGUGGCGUUCUUUAGUGCAACCUAUACUGUGCCUGUGGCCAAAUGGGCGCUGCGACAUCUUAAAAACUUGGUGCGCAUCACAAUUGGUGUGCAAAAUAGCGCCACCGAAACAGUGCAGCAAGAGUUGCUGUUUGUGGGCUCUGAGGGCGGAAAACUGGUUGCCAUGCGGGACCUAGUGCGCCAAGGUCUGCAGCCCCCGGUGCUCGUUUUCGUCCAAAGCAAGGAACGUGCUAAACAACUGUUUGAAGAACUGCUCUACGACGGCAUCAAUGUGGACGUGAUCCAUGCUGAACGGAGUCAACAUCAACGUGACAACUGCGUGAGAGCAUUCCGUGAGGGCAACAUUUGGGUGCUCAUCUGUACUGAGCUCAUGGGCCGAGGUAUUGAUUUUAAAGGCGUCAAUCUGGUGAUCAACUACGACUUUCCACCCACUACCAUCUCUUAUAUCCAUCGGAUAGGAAGAACAGGUCGGGCUGGGCGUCCAGGUCGGGCAAUUACAUUCUUUACGCAAGAUGACACGGCCAAUUUACGAAGCAUCGCGCUUAUAAUUAAAAACUCUGGAGGAUCUGUGCCGGAGUAUAUGCUACAGAUGAAAAAGGUUCGAAAAUCGGAGGCCAAGAUUAGAGCGAAGAAACCCUUAGAUCGUGAGGAUAUAUCUACCAAGAUACGCCCGGAGACGAAAGGCGACGAGAUCCGCAAAACCAGAAAAGUCAAAAAGGUUGAGGCGACGGAAAAAGCAUUAAAAAAGCGACAGAGUAAUGAAAAGGAUUUAAAGUCAAAGCAAAAAAAGCUCAGCAAAAUUAAAGUUAACCUUAAAACUGCGGAAAAAAGAAAGGCAAAACCAUCAAAAACAUAAAAGCCGAUGUGAAAUUUAGACCAAAAUAUUUUCUUUUUUUUAAUGUUAUUACAGUAUAAACAAAUUUACAACAAACUAAAGCCGAUCUACGUUUA